Messenger RNA from Tachyglossus aculeatus (Australian echidna), 957 nucleotides. Its product is annotated as olfactory receptor 6C76-like. Gene Ontology annotation, molecular function: olfactory receptor activity; G protein-coupled receptor activity. The record is from RefSeq and is a predicted model, not a curated record. Lineage: Eukaryota; Metazoa; Chordata; Mammalia; Monotremata; Tachyglossidae. Bases 1 to 957 code for a protein of 318 amino acids. The transcript has a single exon. Gene Ontology annotation, biological process: G protein-coupled receptor signaling pathway. Gene Ontology annotation, cellular component: membrane.
AUGAGGAAUCGAACCACCGUGACGGAAUUCAUCCUCCUGGGUCUGACCGACGACCCCACCUUGAAGGUUUGCCUUUUCUCCUUUUUACUCCUUGCCUACCUGCUGAGCGUCAUCGGCAAUCUGACCAUCAUCACCCUGACCCUCCUGGUUCCCCACCUUCACACCCCCAUGUAUUUCUUCCUGCGUAAUUUCUCCCUCCUGGAAGUCUCGUUCACUUCCGUCUGCAUUCCCAACUGGCUGGUGAGCAUUUCCACGGGGGACAAAACCAUCUCCUACGGCGGCUGCAUGACCCAAACUUUCUUCCUCAUCCUCCUGGGGACCUCGGAGUUCUUCCUUCUGGCCUGCAUGUCCUUCGACCGUUACGUGGCCAUCUGCAGACCCCUACGCUACACCACCAUCAUGAACCGCGGGGUCUGCACUCUGCUCGUCCUCUGCUGCUAUUUGGCCAGCUCCCUAGUCGUCGGUCCGGGCCUCGCCUUCGGCCUCCGGCUGGAGUUCUGCGUCUCCAACGUCAUCAACCACUUCACCUGCGACACCGCCCCUUUGCUGAACAUCGCCUGCUCGGACACGCGAUCCCUGGAGGUGCUGUCGUUUUCUGCCGCCAUCUUCACGCUGUUGGUCACUCUGUCGCUGGUGAUCCUGUCCUACGCGUUCAUCGUUCGGACCGUUCUGAGAAUUCCCUCCACCCAGCAGAGGAAAAAGGCCUUUUCCACCUGUUCUUCCCACAUGCUCGUCAUCUCUCUGUCCUACGGCAGUUGCAUCUUCAUGUACGUCAACCCUUCCAUCAGGGAGGCGACGAUGACCAAGACGGUGGCCGUUCUCAACACGUCCGUGGCCCCCAUGCUCAAUCCCUUCAUUUACACGCUGAGAAACCAGCAGGUGAAACGAGCCUUCGCAUACCUGGCCCGGAAAGUGUUUUCGGCUCAGAAGCCGGAGGCCCCGAUGGCCCUCGAGUGA